This is a messenger RNA of Gavialis gangeticus (Gharial), 2736 nucleotides long. It is a transcript of the gene RND2, whose product is annotated as Rho family GTPase 2. The transcript is spliced from 3 exons. Gene Ontology annotation, molecular function: GTPase activity; GTP binding. The record is from RefSeq and is a predicted model, not a curated record. NCBI's taxonomy places the organism in Eukaryota, Metazoa, Chordata, Crocodylia, Gavialidae. The annotation marks the transcript as partial. Gene Ontology annotation, biological process: small GTPase-mediated signal transduction.
UGCCAUUUCCAGUUCCUAUGGGCAUCUGAUAGAGCUAACAGGCUACGGGCUUUGCCCCAGGCCAGAAACACCUUGCCAGCCUCAUUUUGGCAUCACUGGGUGUCUUUCCAACCCUCUGCUGAUGGCUGUCCUCCUACCUUUUUUGCAGGCUCUGCCUACUAUGACAACGUCCGCCCCUUGGCCUACCCUGAUUCGGAUGCUGUGCUCAUCUGCUUUGACAUCAGUCGCCCAGAGACCCUGGACAGUGUGCUCAAGAAGUGGCAAGGGGAGACCCAGGAGUUCUGCCCCAAUGCGAAGAUUGUGCUGGUCGGCUGCAAGCUGGACAUGCGGACAGAUCUGAACACCCUGCGGGAGCUCUCCAAGCAGCGCCUCAUCCCUGUCACACAUGAGCAGGGCAGCAUGUUGGCGCGGCAGAUCGGGGCAGUGGCUUACGUCGAGUGCUCCUCCAAGGUCUCAGAGAACAGCGUGCGUGAUGUUUUCCAUGUGACCACGCUGGCUUCGGUCAACAGGAUGCACAAGAACCUGAAGCGCAGCAACUCCAAGCGGGGACUGAAGCGGGUCUCUCAGAUGCCCGGCAGGACAGACUUGUUGAAUGACACAGAGAUCAGGAAAGACCGAGCCAAAAGCUGCUCCAUUAUGUGAAAAAUGGGCUGUAAAUAAUGUGUGUGUUUGUUCAUUUUGUACAGUAACUGGCCUAGACUAGGGCAUGGUGCUGGCAUCUCAAGCCAACCUGCCUCUCCAAAGCCUUUCCUUUCAUCUCUAGGUCAGAUAAAAGGCCCUCAUUGCAAACCAGGGUGCAUCUGUCACACCCCCACCAUGGAGACUUCUGGAUCAGCUGUUGCUGUGCUGAUUGCUAGGGGUAAAGGAGCCACUGGCAAAAGAAUAUUCAGGUGCUGGAAAGUAUGUGAUUUUAGGCAAAGCAAAAAAAACAAUGAGGGGCAUGAGUCUGUGUGUGCCUCUCUUCUAUACACAUAGCCCCUCCUCCAUGUGUCUGUAGCUACAGAUGUACACACUAGUGUGCAUGUGCAUAUUCUGUCAUGCACAUUGGGGAGAGAGGUUGAGGCACUCGGAAAGGAGGGUUGGGAAGUAGGUGGUACUGCCAGUGGCCGUAUGUGAUUUAGGAGGGAAAGAAAAUAUUCCAAUUACCCUUUUAGGAGGACAAGCAUCAGGUAAGUCAGCAUUGGCCCAAACUAGCAGAGCACCCACUAAAAGGUGACUGGCUUUGGCAGGGUCACCACUGAAAGGGGGGUGGAGGUGGCCUUGCUCAAAGUGCUUGGAAAGGAAGGUUCUCUGGGGUAUCUUUAACACAGUGGGACAUCAGAAUAGUCAGCCCCUGGCAGAGGACACAGAUUGCUUGUCAUAUCAAAACACAAUACUCUGUCAAUAAUGGUGAUAUAAGGGUGGGUAGGAAAGAGCAGUUUUUGGUAACUGUAUCCUGUAAAUUUUGGUUCCCUUGAACAAGCAGGUGCUAUGCAGGAGUGUCAUUGCACCGAUUACCAGGCUAGUAACCAGACUGUUCCCAGCUAGGAGCAGCUGUACCCACCAGAUGCCCAGCUUCUGAUAAGGCAAACUGCAGUAACUAUCCAAAUCCGGUUCUCCAACCAUUUCCUGCCCAGGUCAUGUUGCAUGGUGCCUGUGUGUGUCUGGCUUGAAUAAACAGAAAGCAAACUUGUGCCUAGUCUCUACUGCAACAGCAGGAAGGCUGGAGUUCCCCUCCCCACUCACCAUGCUGUAAAAGGCCUGCUACACCACUUCUCAUUGCUUCUAAUACUGCCUUUUCUAAUGCCUCUGACUACAGUCUUAACCCGGACUCUGUCAAAUAGACACUUUAAGGAAUAACCUGUUCCAUUUUCUGGGCCCAGCUGUGUCAGAAGGCUACAGGAACCUAAUAAACAACAUCAGCGCACAAUGGGCAGAGCUUGGCUUUGUUUCUUUUAUGUAAAUGUAGCAGACAUUGGUCCCUAUUCCUUUUAUUCCUGCCUGCAAAUGGAAAUAGUCACUGACUUUUUGGCUCCUACACACCUGCCUCGACUGGGACAAGGGCUUCACUCAAGUGCAGGAGGCUGGGUCAGGGACUAAAGCAGGGGCAAGCAAAGUCCAGCCCACGGGCUGGAUCAGACCCACAGUGGACUCCAUUUCCCAGCAGCACCUGUCCAUGUCGCUGCAGCCAGUUUCCAUGGAAACCCCAGUAGCAGCAGUGUCAUGACAGCACAGGACCAGGGUUUCCAGGAAGAUGGCCCCAGCAGUGCUGGCAGGGUGCACAGCUGGGUGGGAGCUGCUCCAAGGUUGGGAUCUGAGUGGAGAUCUGAACCAGAGUUGCAAGCCUGUACCGUGCUCACUGGCCCAUCCUUUCUGCUGGCAUCAGCAGCCCUGCAUUGCAGGGAAGGGAAGCAGCACAGAGAAGGGAGUAACACCCAUGCUCACACAGCAUAGCGGAGUUGGUGGCAGAGCCAGCACUCAAAGUUAAGUCUUCAAGUCCCGGUGCCUGCUUUAAGGACAGGACUAGGUUUUGAGGCUGCUGUAAGGCCAGUGAGGCUAUGGCGGAGCAACCUGCAGUAUGAAGUGGGAUCCAAGGGAGAAUGGGGCAAUAGACAGCAAAGGGUUUUUGCCCUUGUGAUUAUGCUUAUGCGUAGAGCAUAGUAGCAGCAACAUUUGUGGCUGCAAGAGCCCAUCAUAUUCAGUCUGACUUCCCUGGCACAGGCUGGUAUUAAGCAUAAUAACUACAAUUUGACUGGA